Messenger RNA from Brassicogethes aeneus, 615 nucleotides. Lineage: Eukaryota; Metazoa; Arthropoda; Insecta; Coleoptera; Nitidulidae. The record is from the annotation of a GenBank genome assembly.
AUGGAAAAUAAUCCAAACAAUGAGCAUGUUAAUCCUGUGGUAAUAAAUGGAUAUGAACCAAACCCAACAACAAAAUGGCCUUCAAUGCUAAAACCACUUACAAUCUUUGCACUCAUCUUCGGGUUUUUAGUGUUUAUGCAGUAUUUGAUAGAGAGUAAAAGACCGAUUUUUUACGGCCAAAUUGAAGUGCUAUACAAAGAUUCCCACCAAAACGAAACCAAACAAAUUGAAGCCAUUUUCGUGAACGAUACUUUCCACCACACAUAUGUCUAUGAUUUCGAUUUAAAUUUGACCGGGAUUGGUUUCAACAAUCACUGUUUUUUGCUGCCUCUGCAGAGAGUUCUGCCCUCCAAAUCGUACGUAAAAUAUAUCAGAAAAUUCUCCAUUGGAUACAAAAGUUUCGAUGUUAGAACACAGCACGCCAAAAUCAAAAUGCCCCCCGUGGAAGAUCCGAGAUUGAUCGGUCCAAAUAUCAUGCAAAAGUGUUACGGUAAAGACGUGUUUAUGGUGGAAAAAAUCAAGAGCGUUUAUUCCAUGCAGAACCUCUUCGAUGAGGCUGACAAUAUUUACCAGCUUGGUGGGGAGUAUGUAGAGUGCAUCAAAAUGCAACAAUAA